Aspergillus fischeri NRRL 181 is the source of this 1371-nucleotide messenger RNA. Its product is annotated as kinesin family protein. Gene Ontology annotation, molecular function: ATP hydrolysis activity; microtubule motor activity; microtubule binding. Gene Ontology annotation, cellular component: microtubule; centrosome; kinesin complex. The record is from RefSeq and is a predicted model, not a curated record. Gene Ontology annotation, biological process: microtubule-based movement. NCBI's taxonomy places the organism in Eukaryota, Fungi, Ascomycota, Eurotiomycetes, Eurotiales, Aspergillaceae. Bases 1 to 1371 code for a protein of 456 amino acids. The transcript has a single exon.
AUGCAAUCAAUCAAAGUCUUCAUCCGCUGGCGUCCUCUCUCGCCAUCCGAGGCCAACACCCCAGAAAUCACCCGAACACAGCAUGCGCAUCCUACCAACAACACCUCCGCGCUCUCACUCACCCCACCGCCAUCGCACAAACUAUCCCGCCCCUGGAAAAGCGAGUCGGCGUUUACCCACAUCUUCACCGCAACUGACAAUAACAAGGCCGUCUUCGAGGCUGUCGUAGCCCCGACCCUCCCCCGCGUCUUGAACGGGCAAUCCUGCAACUUCUUCGCCUACGGCCACUCCGGCAGCGGCAAGUCGCACACCAUCAUCGGGUAUGACUUCAAGCAUGCAGACGAGUUCGGGCUGUGUCUAUCGGCCGCAAGAGCGCUCUAUGAGCAUCUCGACCAGCUGAAUGCAACCGCUGGCACUAACGAAAACGAGAAAUUCCUUCUCGGGCUACGCAUGUACGAACUUCGAAAAAAUACGGCAUUCGACCUCCUAAACGACAGAUGCAAAUGCCACAUCCGGGAAGGACAAGACGGCAAAACGCACAUCCGCGGCGAGACGGAGACGCUCGCCGACGGAAAAGUCCGCGUGCGGCCGAUCGUCACGAAGGCGUGCUCGACCUUUGACGAGUUCCACGCGCAGUUGCUGGCGGGGAUUGGGCGCCGCGCGACGGGGACGUCGACGGUGCAUGAUCAGAGUUCUCGGACGCAUGCUGUUUUCGAGGUGGAGAUUGUCACGCGGGAGCUCCUGGAUGCGAGGGACGCGGUGGUGGAGCGGCAGUCGGAGCUUGUUCCUGUUGGGAAGCGCGCGACGGAUAUCUAUCUGGAGGAGAAUUCGAAGGGGUUUAUUCAGAUGCCGGAUGGCAAGUUUGCGCCGAAUCCGGAGUAUCGGAUUAACCAGGCGGCGAUUGAUGAGGCUGAGGCGAAGAAGGCGGAGUUUGAGUCGUAUGUCCAGAAGGCUGAGGAACAUGUGGAGGCUGUCAAGCGAUCGUGUCCCCAUGCUUGUCUGGGUGGGAAAUUAGUCUUUGUGGACUUGGCUGGCUCGGAAUACUACCACGACAAGGGUACUGUUUCGACAUCUCGAGCGAAGCAGACGCCCCAGGAGCAGCAGGAAGGGAGGCAGAUCAAUACCGAUCUUCUGUCCUUGAAGGAGGUCAUCCGCGCGAUGGCCCAGAAGCAGAGUCGCAUUCCAUUUCGGUCCUCGCCGCUGACCAUGGUCCUGCGUGAGCAUUUCCUGACAGGUGAGGGGAGUGGCGGGUUUUCGGCGAUGAUUCUCACAGCAUCGCCUUCGUCGGAGCAGUACACUGCGACGAUUGACACGCUGAAGUAUGGAAACUUGAUUGGCGUGGCUGGAGAGAAUGUCAAGGGACGUAAAUAG